UUUUACAACAACGAUCAACAUAGAUUAAUAUAGCCGAUUCUUUUUUUUAACACAUGCUGCCGCUGGUUUUUCCAUUCUCAUCAAUGAUAUAUUUGGAUCGAUGAAAUUUUUAAUUGAAACGAUGGGAAAAGCAAAAAAAUGGGUAGUUUGCCUCGGUUAUUCGGGACGUGGCUAUUAUGGAAUGCAAACACAACGAAGAGAUAACAAAGUUGUCGACGAUUUGCCAACAAUCGAAAGUGAAUUAUUAAAGGCAUUUCUUCAGACCGAACUUAUCAAUGAAAAUGAAUAUCAUAGUCCUAGUUUAAUGUAUUUUCAGCGUGCUGCUCGUACUGACAAAGGAGUUUCAGCUUUAAAGCAAAUUAUUUCAAUGAAUUCCAGUGCUGAUCUUAAAUUGUAUUUGCCCAAAAUCAAUGAAAAAUUACCGAAUCAAAUUAGGAUUUUUGGUGCCAAACGAUCGACAAAAUAUUUUGAUAGUAAAAAUUUCUGUGAUUGUCGAACAUAUAGCUAUUUAAUGCCUUCGUUCACAAUUGGUCCAAAUCUCGAUGAAUCAUAUCGUGUUUCCAAUGAAAUGAUUGAAAAAUUUAAUUCCAUUUUAAAACAAUACGUUGGCACUCAUAAUUUUCAUAAUUUUACAUCGCAGAAAAAACCAUUGGAUCCAAGUGCAAAACGUUAUAUAAUCAGCUUUGAUUGUUCACAACCUUUUCUAUUGAAAAAAAAUAAUGAUGACGAUGAAAAACAAAUGGAAUUUAUUGUGGCUCGCAUUAAGGGUCAAAGUUUUAUGCUGCAUCAGAUUCGUAAAAUGAUUGGUUUAGCCAUUUCCAUCAUGAGAGGAUUUGUCGAUCAAGAUGUUAUUAAACGUUCAUUUUCCAUAGAUCGAAUAGACAUACCAAUGGCACCGGGUCUUGGUUUGAUGUUGGAAGAAGUACAUUAUGAACAAUAUAAUAAAAAAUAUGGCGGUGAUGGUAUUCAUGAGCCAAUCGUUUGGGAUGAAUUCAAUGAUGAAAUAUAUGAUUUCAAAAAUAAAUUCAUUCAUCCAGAAAUAGUGGCAACCGAAUUGAAUGAAUCAUCAAUGUUACAAUGGUUAAAUACAUUACAUAUUCAUACAUUCGAUAUACGUAAUCAUGAUGGUAAAGUUGCCGUAACGAAUAAAAAGAAACCAAUAUCCGAAAUGAAUGGUGAACAAGUCAAUGAUGAUGAUGAUGAUGAUAAUGGCGAUUCACCAUCAACAUUUUGUUCAACAGGAAACAAAAAAAUCAAAAUUGAAAAUGAAAACCACACGAUAGACAAAUGUAUGUGAAUAUAUUAUAAUAAUGAAUUCAUUUAAAUAAAUUUUUUUUUU
Molecule: messenger RNA, 1339 nt
Organism: Dermatophagoides farinae (American house dust mite)
Lineage: Eukaryota; Metazoa; Arthropoda; Arachnida; Sarcoptiformes; Pyroglyphidae
Gene: Pus1
Product: Pseudouridine synthase 1
Biological process (GO): tRNA pseudouridine synthesis; mRNA pseudouridine synthesis
Cellular component (GO): nucleus
Molecular function (GO): pseudouridine synthase activity; RNA binding
Source: RefSeq, a predicted model, not a curated record